AUCACAGCUUCUGUUUAUUCUGCAUUUAUUAUUCAAACAAAGUAAAACAGUUUGAGAUUAGCUGUGUGUCUGAGUGUAGCAGGGCUGGACGUGAGGAUGACACACAUUUUACUCUGCAUGUCUGGAUUGUUCUUGCUCAGUGCAGUCAUCUGUGGAAACGCUGAAGAACUUGGAGUGAAGGCCACUGUGACAGCAGACAGAUUAACCAUACCAACAGGGGGCAGUGUGACACUGACCUGUGUUGUGCAGCACUUUGCUGACUUGGAAUAUUAUUGGAUUAGAGAAAUCUCAUCUAAAAACAAGUCCUUAAUAUCUACUGGAGCAGUCAUUAGUAUCUCUGAAGGAGGCAACUACACCUGUAGAGGAUGGAGAAGAGACACAAAUUCACUGCUAACAGAAAGUGAUUCGGUCACGAUUCAGGAAACUGUUUCCAACAGGACCGAUGUGAAGCUGCAGCACAGCUGGUCUCAGAUAUUCACUGGUGAGACAAUCACUCUCAGAUGUGAGAUUCAGGGAGGUGAAGGAAAGGUGUGGAAAUAUGAAUGGACAGCACCCAACACAAACAGCCCUCCGACAUCCAGUGAAUACAGGAUCAGCAGAGUUUCAGUGUCCCACAGUGGAGACUACAGAUGUCGGGGUAGCAGUGACUAUCUCUUAACAGGAUGGAGUGAUGCCUUCAGACUGACAGUUUCAUCAGCAAGUAAACCCAGAGCCACACUGACAGCACAAAGUUCAGUCAUACCAGCAGGGGGCAGUGUGACACUGAGCUGCUCUGUGGAGGGCUCUGCUGGCUGGAAGUUUGACUGGUUCAGACGUGAUUCAGUCUCUUCUAAAGCUCAGCUCAUGAGAGGAAAUGAAGCAAACAGAGUUAUUAGUGUCUCACAAGGAGGUCUGUACCACUGCAGAGGAGGGAGAGGAGAUCCAGUUUACUACACAGAGGACAGCAGUGACGUCACAGUUACAGAAACUCUUCCCAGUAAGCCCACUGUGACCCUGCAGCCAUCCUGGACUCAGAUAUACAGCGGUGAGACAGUCACUGUCAGAUGUGAGAUUCAGGGAGGUGAAGGAGCUCAGUGGACGUAUGAAUGGAGAGCAGCCAAGUUAAACACACCUCCAACAUCCAAUGAACACAGAAUCAUCAGAGCUACUGAGUCUGACAGUGGAGGAUACAGCUGCCGGGGCAGAAGGGACUAUUUCUUCUCAGAGUGGAGUGAUAUCAUCACACUGACUGUAUCAUCAAGUAAACCCAGAGCCACACUGACAGCACAAAGUUCAAUCAUACCAGCAGGGGGCAGUGUGACACUGAGCUGCUCUGUGGAGGGCUCUGCUGGCUGGAAGUUUGACUGGUUCAGACGUGAUUCACAGUUUUCUGGAGCUCAGAAAAUAGGAGCUGGAACAUCAGAGCACACUAUCAGUAUUUCAGAAGGAGGCAUCUAUUACUGCAGAGGAGGGAGAGGAGAUCCAGUUUACUCCACAGAGGACAGUGCUCCAGUUACAAUUCAGAAACAAGUUUUGGCUGCUGUGAAACUGCAGCACAGCUGGUCUCAGAUAUUCACUGGUGAGACAAUCACUCUCAGAUGUGAGAUUCAGGGAGGUGAAGGAAAGGUGUGGAAAUAUGAAUGGACAGCACCCAACACAAACAGCCCUCCAACAUCCAGUGAAUACAGGAUCAGCAGAGUUUCAGUGUCCCACAGUGGAGACUACAGAUGUCGGGGUAGCAGUGACUAUCUCUUAACAGGAUGGAGUGAUGCCUUCAGACUGACAGUUUCAUCAGCAAGUAAACCCAGAGCCACACUGACAGCACAAAGUUCAAUCAUACCAGCAGGGGGCAGUGUGACACUGAGCUGCUCUGUGAAGGGCUCUGCUGGCUGGAAGUUUGACUGGUUCAGACGUGAUUCAGUCUCUUCUAAAGCUCAGCUCAUGAGAGGAAAUGAAGCAAACAGAGUUAUUAGUGUCUCACAAGGAGGUCUGUACCACUGCAGAGGAGGGAGAGGAGAUCCAGUUUACUACACAGAGGACAGCAGUGACGUCACCGUUACAGAAACUCUUCCCAGUAAGCCCACUGUGACCCUGCAGCCAUCCUGGACUCAGAUAUACAGCGGUGAGACAGUCACUGUCAGAUGUGAGAUUCAGGGAGGUGAAGGAGCUCAGUGGACGUAUGAAUGGAGAGCAGCCAAGUUAAACACACCUCCAACAUCCAAUGAACACAGAAUCAUCAGAGCUACUGAGUCUGACAGUGGAGGAUACAGCUGCCGGGGCAGAAGAGACUAUUUCUUCUCAGAGUGGAGUGAUAUCAUCACACUGACUGUAUCAUAUAAACCAAAGGCCAAACUGAGAGCUGAUAACACAGCUGUUCCAGUAGGGGGCAGUGUGACCCUGACCUGCUCUGUGAACCCAUCAUCAUCAUCUGGAUGGAAAUACUACUGGUACAGAGAUGAGAAAUCCUCUGAAGCCCUGACCACACAAGAUGCAGUUUUCCACUCAAAUGGACAAAUCAGUGUCUCACAGGAAGGACUCUACAGGUGCAGAGGAGGAAGAGGAAACCCAGUUUACUACACAGAGGACAGCCAGUCAGUCAGGAUUGGGAAAACUGUAACAGCCUCAAACAGGCCUGUUGUGACUCUGUAUCCAAACUGGUCUGAGAUAUACAGAGGAGAGACGAUCACUGUCAGAUGUGAGAUCCAUGGAGGAGACACUGAGUGGGAUUAUGAGUGGGAAACAAACAGCAGGAUAAAAGCUCCAAAUCAAAAUGAAUACAGGAUUAGAUCUGCUUCAUCAUCCAACAGUGGAAACUAUCGCUGUAAGGGCAGAAUGAAAAGUUCACAGCAUAAAACAACAGAGUGGAGUGAUUCAGUCACACUGACAGUUUCUGACAAUAAACCCCGUCCUGUCCUCACUGUGUCUCCAUCAUGGCUGAGUCCUGGAGCCUCAGUAACUCUGAACUGUGAGGUUGAACAUCCGUCUGCAGGAUGGAGCUUCUACUGGUAUAAAGCUGUUCCUGAUCUAUCAGAGAAAUCCUCCAGUUAUGAGCUGCUACCUGAUGGCAGUGGGACUGCACAGGACUCCUACAUCAUUCAUGGACAGACACACACAGCAGGAUAUGUGUGCAGAGCUGGAAGAGGAGACCCA
This is a messenger RNA of Oreochromis aureus, 3129 nucleotides long. Its product is annotated as basement membrane-specific heparan sulfate proteoglycan core protein-like. The annotation marks the transcript as partial. Gene Ontology annotation, biological process: cell surface receptor signaling pathway. Lineage: Eukaryota; Metazoa; Chordata; Actinopteri; Cichliformes; Cichlidae. The transcript has 13 exons. Gene Ontology annotation, molecular function: transmembrane signaling receptor activity. The record is from RefSeq and is a predicted model, not a curated record.